AUGUCGUUUUCUCAGGAACCCACCCAGGCUCCAGUCGCAGAUCCUCACACCGAGGAGGCAGACUCGGACAGCAGAGCCGGUCGCCUCUCAGUCUGUACGAAGGUGUGCUAUGGCAUUGGUGGAGUCCCCAACCAGGUGGCCUCCAGCGCCUCAGCCUUCUACCUGCAGCUCUUCCUACUCGAUGUGGCGCAGAUCCCCGCCGCCCAGGUGUCCCUUGCCUUGUUUGGAGGAAAGGUGUCUGGGGCGGUUGCAGACCCCGUGGCUGGCUUCUUCAUCAACAAAAGCAGAAGGACAAGGGCUGGGCGGCUAAUGCCUUGGGCGCUGGGCUGCAUGCCCUUAAUCGCACUGGCCUACUUCUUCCUGUGGUUUCUGCCCCCGUUCACCAGCCUGCGUGGGCUCUGGUAUGCCACCUUCUACUGCCUGUACCAGGCCCUGUCUACGUUCUUCCAGGUACCCUACACAGCGCUCACUAUGAUCCUCACCCCCAGCCCCAGGGAGCGAGACUCUGCCACUGCAUACCGGAUGACCAUGGAGAUGGCAGGGACACUGAUGGGAGCCACUGUCCAUGGGCUCCUCGUGUCCAGUGCCCAUGGGUCUCGGAGGUGUGAGGAUCCUGUGCUCGCCGGGAGUACUGCUGUGUCCCCAGAUGUAGCGCGCCUCUACUGCAUCGCGGCUGCUGUGGUCGCUUUGACUUACCCUGUGUGUGGCGGUUUGCUGUGCCUAGGAGUGAAGGAGAGACCAGACACUUCUGCCCCAGCCUCAGGUCCAGGCCUGAGCUUCUUCACGGGGCUGGCCAUCACUUCCCGGCACCCGCCCUACUUGAGUCUGGUGGUCUCCUUCUUGUUCAUCUCAGCUGCUGUCCAGGUGGAACAAAGCUACCUGGUCCUGUUCUGUACACAUGCCUCCCGGCUACAAGAACAUGUUCAGAGCUUGGUGCUAACCAUCCUGAUCUCAGCUGUGCUGAGCACCCCACUGUGGGAGAGGGUCCUCCAGCGAUUUGGGAAGAGGACGUCUGCGUUCGGGAUCUGUAUAAUGGUGCCAUUUUCCAUCUUGCUGGCUGCUGUGCCCUCUGCACCUGUGGCCUAUGUUGUGGCCUUUGUCUCUGGUGUGAGCAUUGCUGUGUCCCUGCUGCUACCCUGGUCCAUGCUGCCAGAUGUGGUGGAUGACUUCCAGCUGCAGCACCGACAUGGCCCAGGCGUGGAGACCAUCUUCUACUCAUCCUACGUCUUCUUCACCAAGCUCUCAGGCGCAGGCGCCCUGGGCAUCUCCACCCUCAGUUUGGAGUUCGCAGGGUAUAAGGCAAGAGCCUGCCAGCAAGCAGAGGAAGUGGUAGUCACCCUCAAGGUCCUCAUCGGUGCUGUGCCCACCUGCAUGAUCCUUAUUGGUCUCUGCAUCCUCAUGGUUGGCCCCACUCCCAAGACGCCAAGCCAGGACGCCUCCUCCCAGCUAAGCCUUCGGAGGAGAACUAGCUACAGCCUCGCCUGAACUAGAAGAGGACUUCUGUGAGGCAGAAAAGCAGAAGCCUGCAUUUUCUAGAAUUCUCUCUAUCCAGCAACCCGAGCAUAGCCUACCAACUUAGCACACGCAUUUUCCCUUGCGAGUGGAGACUC
This is a messenger RNA of Microtus oregoni (creeping vole), 1610 nucleotides long. It is a transcript of the gene Mfsd2b, whose product is annotated as major facilitator superfamily domain containing 2B. The transcript is spliced from 14 exons. Gene Ontology annotation, biological process: carbohydrate transport. Gene Ontology annotation, cellular component: membrane. NCBI's taxonomy places the organism in Eukaryota, Metazoa, Chordata, Mammalia, Rodentia, Cricetidae. The coding region runs from base 1 to 1485 and encodes 494 amino acids. The record is from RefSeq and is a predicted model, not a curated record. Gene Ontology annotation, molecular function: sphingolipid intramembrane carrier activity; symporter activity.